CGCGAGCGUCAUUAAUAGUCGCCACAUAUUAUGCACUCAGGGGGCAGUUGUGUAAGGAGCUACGUUACUAACACAAACAUUUGUGCUGUAGUUCAGCAUAAUGGCGCUUUUUCGUGUCUGUUCUGUUAGCAGGUGUUUAGUGAGGAACGGGCUGCUUGCGGAGUCAUUAACAGUAUGCUCCAGCUCCAGGACUGCUGGAUACUCAUCCGGCGGGGUGUUAAAGGAUAAAGAGCCGCUCCGCAAAGCAAAAACACCCCAGGGCAAGUUCGACACGGACGACAAAGACUCGCCAGCUAAAGACGUCCUUGAGAAGUUUCCAGAUGAUGUGAAUCCAUACACAAAAGAAAGAGGUGGUCCCAGAGGCCCUGAGCCGACACGGUAUGGAGACUGGGAGAGAAAGGGACGCUGUAUUGACUUUUAGAUGAUCAUCAGAAUUAUAUGUUAAUACUUGUUUAAUUUGUUUGGUGUAUGUCCAAACCAGACACUGAUCAUCAUAUUGAAUGUUUAGUGUGUGCUCGUCCACCACAUAACAGAUUUUGAAGAGAUACUGUAUAUUGUGUAUUGUGAGCUUUGCACAUUUUUGGGAGUCUUCCUAAAAUUAUUUAUUUUUGCUAAUAUAGACAUUGUACAAUGUACCAUUGUAUUACCAUAAAAUGUACUGAAUGUCAGUAUAAAUAAACAAACAAACAAACAAACACACAACUCUUUAUGUUCCAUGUGUGUCUGACUAUUCUUUAUGCUGCAUGUUAAUGUUGCUGACAGUUACAUCAUUUUAAGCAGCGUACAGUUUAAGGAUGUAAACGCCAGCUACAGAACAAAAGGUAUUGUUUAAAUGUGAUAUGGUUAAGUGAACUAAAUAAUUGUCAUAAUAUCUAGUGUGCAUUAUAAAUUGUUAAACUUUUAAUUAGUAAGUUUAUCUACAAUGCAUAAUGCAUAUGCUUAUCAUUAAAUAAGGUCAACAGACAUUUGUGCUAUGAGAUAUACUUUUCUGCCAUCCCCUAAGGAGAUGCCUUCUUUACUGAGCUGUGGAUUGUGGGUACUGCACAGAUAUAUUUUCUUCCCCAAGGUACAAACAACAUAAAUAUUUUGUAAAUAUUACAACAUACCGACUGACAUCACCUUGAAAUGGCCAAUUAUGCUCAUUCAAACUCUGUCUGCUGAUGGCAAGCAGCAUGAUCCGGAAUUUGAACCAACGUUCCUCAGAUAUAGUGUGUCUUGGUCUGUUGAACCACUCCAGAUGAUGCUCUUUUUACGUAUGCAAAAAUAAACAGACCUGGGACGUGGAGUGCCCUUUGAAUUCCAGAGCUAGUCACCACCGAUCACUAGCACUGCACUGCUGUAUGUAGCAUGUAAUGAACUUGGGCUAUGUGAUAUUUAAAUAAUGAUUUAUGCUAAUAAAAAAGUAAACAUUAUUUCUGUGGUGUAUCUUUGUUUUAUUUCUUAUAGUGUCUAGAGCAGAGGUUUGUUGCUAAUGUGUCACUGCUAGGCUUGCUAUGGGACUUAGGUUCCUGUGUUCUGAUCCUGAAUUUCUAAGCUGGGAUAUGUGAAGAGAAGAAUUUCAUUGUACUGACAGCAAAAGGCACUGUUAUUAAAUAUUUACAGCAAUGCUCAUAUUGUGAAUCCCUCAGUGAGGAGUGUCUGUAUAAAUCUUAUAUGUCUUCACCUUCCUAAAAUAAUCGCCUGUGAUUGUGUUGUUUGCACAAUUGACUUUUUUUGCUUAAAUCAUUUCCUUAUGAUGCUGUAUGGCCACCUGUUUUAUACGUCAAAUACCUGUUCACCUCAAUAAAAAUAUUUAAUAUUUUUU
Messenger RNA from Astyanax mexicanus (Mexican tetra), 1804 nucleotides. RefSeq names its product succinate dehydrogenase complex assembly factor 4 (gene sdhaf4). The record is from RefSeq and is a predicted model, not a curated record. Bases 101 to 421 code for a protein of 106 amino acids. Gene Ontology annotation, biological process: mitochondrial respiratory chain complex II assembly. Lineage: Eukaryota; Metazoa; Chordata; Actinopteri; Characiformes; Acestrorhamphidae. Gene Ontology annotation, cellular component: mitochondrion. The transcript has 3 exons.